AUGAGUUAUACAAGUUAUAUCUUAAUUUUUCAGCUUUGCAUCAUUUUCAGUUCUUCUAGCUGCUUCUGCCAGGCUACUUUUUUGAGAGAGAUACAGACCCUAAAGGAAUAUCUUAAUGCAACUAAUUCAGAUGUAGCUACUGAUGGCCCCCUUUUCUUAAACAUUUUGGAAAACUGGAAAGAGGAGAGUGACAAAAAAAUAAUUCAGAGUCAAAUCAUCUCCAUUUACUUCAAAAUCUUUGAAAACUUAAAAGGCAACCAGAUCAUCCAAAAGAGUAUGGAGACCAUCAAGGAAGAUCUCUUUGUUAAGUUCUUCAAUAGCAGUGAGAGCAAACAGAAAGACUUCCUAGACCUGCUUAAGAUUCAGGCAAAUGAGCGGAAGGUCCAGCGCAAAGCAAUUAGUGAGCUCCACAAGGUGAUGCAUGAUCUGUCACCCGGAUCUAACGCGAUGAGACGAAGAAAGCGUCAGAAGGUUUAA
This is a messenger RNA of Orycteropus afer afer, 477 nucleotides long. It is a transcript of the gene IFNG, whose product is annotated as interferon gamma. Gene Ontology annotation, molecular function: type II interferon receptor binding. The transcript is spliced from 4 exons. NCBI's taxonomy places the organism in Eukaryota, Metazoa, Chordata, Mammalia, Tubulidentata, Orycteropodidae. Gene Ontology annotation, biological process: immune response. The coding region runs from base 1 to 477 and encodes 158 amino acids. The record is from RefSeq and is a predicted model, not a curated record. Gene Ontology annotation, cellular component: extracellular region.